This is a messenger RNA of Penicillium riverlandense, 957 nucleotides long. RefSeq lists its product as uncharacterized. The record is from RefSeq and is a predicted model, not a curated record. The transcript has 2 exons. Gene Ontology annotation, molecular function: lyase activity. NCBI's taxonomy places the organism in Eukaryota, Fungi, Ascomycota, Eurotiomycetes, Eurotiales, Aspergillaceae. Bases 1 to 957 code for a protein of 318 amino acids.
AUGCCUUCGACCGUAGGUCGCUCGUCGGCCGCAGCACACCCAGAGUUUCCGACUGUCGAAGUCGAGUUUGGAGGUCAGAAGGUCGAUGUACCGAAAGGUGGUUACUAUGACCGUUAUCGUAUGAACCCGAACUUGAACGAGGUAGCCCGCGAUCCGGCUAUCGGACCCGACCUGGACUUCUUCCGGAAGACCCCAAAGAAGCUAGUCGAUUCGAGGGUCGGUCAGACAUACGCACCCAACUUCUACUAUCGCACCAAGAGCGUCCAGCUUGUCUUCAUUGCACCCCUUGACAGAUUGAAGGUGAAGCUCCCGUCACCCUUGGAGCCUAUCACAGCAUUGCCCGGUUACGGUUUGGUCGCGUUGACAUUUUACUCAUACCUCAUCUGCGACAACGAUCCUUACAACGAGGUCUCGAUCGCUAUCAUCGUCCGUCAGCCGGGUAAGGGUAGUUACAGUACGACCCAGCUACUCGGCUCGAUAUGGAAUCGAACUUUCUACGGGUAUGUGUUGGCUCUACCUGUCAAUACCGAGAUCGCUCGAGUACGAGGUGUAUACGGAUACCAACUUCCCAAAUGGCUUGCCAACAUCAAUCUGGAGAUGAACGAAGACAACAUCAAGGCCGACAUCACCGCGACCGAUGGGACACCCGAUCUAGCGUUGGACAUACCCCUUCCGGCCCUAAAGGCCAUCCCAUCGCAAACUUCAAUCGGGACCAACAACGCGAUCAACGAGAUCGACAGGAAAUGGUACCAGGUGACAGUUCAGACGAACCCACUUCUAGGGGCACAGUGUCUUUUCCCUCGGAACGUCAAGGCCUCUCGGAGCGAAGGUCCACUUAGCAAACUCCUCAACGAAUUGGGUGCUUCGACCAUCCUACGGAUGGACGUCCUCAAGGAUGCACAGAUGAUCUUGAACAUGCCAACACCUUUGAAGGCAUUCGAUAAUACCAAGCUUUGA